GUUGCUGCCCCUGUUACUGCUCCCUUGUUUUCCUUUACUCUCGGUCUCUCACUGUCGGAGAAAGAUUAAAGCUCAGGGGGUGAGUAGGAAACCCUACUGACUGCUUGAGGGUGAGGGAAACCUGCAGCUCACCUCUGCCUUCUUCCCAGACCCACAGCCCAAACGGAGAAGUGGGGCUGGGAGUAAGGGGGUGGGGGGCGAGGAAGAAAAGUCAGAGUAAAAUAGAUCCAUCUGACUCUGGUCUUACUUCAAUUGUCUGGACCCCGCUAUCAAACCGGAACGGGAGAAAGAGCCUAUCUGCUGCGGCUCUGAGUACUGUGAGAGCACUUUGAAGCCUCUGCGUGAGGAGGAGGAGGAAGAGGCAGCGGAGGCGUCUGUAACAGCAGCAACAGCAGCAGUAGCAGCAGCAGCGUGAGGGUGCGCGCACUCUGGGCUAGAGAGUGAGCGAACAGUGGAGCUGGGUGAGGGUUUACACGCCGCCCGCCCGCGGAAACAGCAGCAUCCACGCUCAACCUCCCUGCCCCUCCAACAACAGCACCGCCUCUCCCCUGCAGCGUCAGCCCGGGGACUCCCUUUUUCUCCUCCUUCUCUCCUCGUCUGGCCAGACCCGGGGCAGCGCAGAAUGCGCCCAGCUGCUGCGUUCUGAUCGCCCUCCCACAGCCGCCGCCGCCGCCGCCACCGCGAUGAUCUCUCCGGAGCAGCAGCAACAACAGCAGCAGCUGCAGCAGCAACAGCAGCCCAACCAUGUCGUGGCCACCAUCGAGAACCUGCCGGCAGACAGCAGUGGCAGCAGCGGCGGGAGUCUCUCUGCCUCGUCCGCCUCCAGCGUGCGCCAGAGGAUCAGGAAAAUGCUGAACAGGGAGAUGAUGAUCUCUGUGGCUCUUGGACAGGUGUUGUCCCUUCUUAUCUGUGGCAUUGGUCUAACCAGCAAAUACCUGUCUGAUGAUUUCCACGCCAACACUCCAGUCUUUCAGAGUUUCCUCAAUUACAUCCUUCUCUUCUUGGUCUACACAACAACACUAGCUGUCAGACAAGGAGAAGAAAAUUUGCUGGCAAUUUUGAGGCGAAGAUGGUGGAAGUACAUGAUCCUAGGGAUCAUAGAUCUAGAAGCAAAUUACCUGGUAGUCAAAGCUUACCAGUAUACCACAUUGACUAGUGUGCAGCUCUUGGACUGCUUUGUCAUCCCAGUAGUGAUACUCCUAUCCUGGUUCUUCCUGCUAAUCCGAUACAAGGCUGUGCACUUUGUUGGCAUAGUGGUCUGCAUUCUAGGAAUGGGCUGCAUGGCAGGAGCUGAUGUUCUCGUGGGAAGACAACAAGGAGCAGGAGAAAAUAAGCUGAUAGGAGACCUCUUGGUCCUAGGAGGAGCCACACUCUAUGGCAUCUCCAAUGUGUGGGAAGAAUACAUCAUCCGAACCCUGAGCCGGGUUGAAUUUCUAGGAAUGAUUGGACUCUUUGGUGCCUUCUUCAGUGGAAUUCAGCUGGCUAUAAUGGAGCACAAGGAACUCUUGAAAGUACCCUGGGAUUGGCAAAUCGGGCUAUUGUAUGUCGGCUUCAGUGCCUGCAUGUUUGGCCUAUACAGCUUCAUGCCAGUAGUCAUAAAGAAAACCAGCGCAACAUCCGUCAACCUCAACCUACUCACUGCAGACCUGUACAGCCUGUUCUGUGGACUGUUUCUUUUUCACUACAAGUUUUCAGGACUUUAUCUCCUGUCCUUCUUCACGAUCCUCAUUGGGCUGGUGCUCUACUCCUCCACCUCCACGUACAUAGCCCAGGACCCCCGGGUAUACAAGCAGUUUCGAAACCCAUCAGGAACUGUGGUAGACUUACCAGCCUCUGGGCAAGUGGAACCUUCAGUCACUUAUACCAGCCUGGGGCAGGAGAUGGAAGAGGAGCCCCAUGUGCGAGUUGCCUAGGAUUAGGCUCUCUCACCCCACUGAGAAUGCCUCAGUGGCCACGUGUAUGCCCAUCAUCUCUGUAUUGUACAUAGAGAAAGGUAUUUACCAGGUGCAGUUUACCCAGGUGGACUGCAAGGUAGCAAAUCUGAAAGCCUCUUGCAAAGAACAAGCUCAUUGUCCCUGGUGACCCAGACUCCAAAAUAGCCUACUUGGAGAGGUGUCUGUCUAGGGUGUACACUGACCGCAAUUCCCUCUGCAUCAAUUACUGUGAAAAGUUUUGAAUCAAAAGCUAGUAUAUUAUGAUUUUUUUAAUUAUUAUUACUGUUACUGUUAUUGAACCAAUAAUCGAGAGGGGAUUUUGCACACCACCUCCAGCCCUACCCCAAAUAGAAAUAAAAUUACCACCAGUUCCACAGCAGUUGCAUAAGUCCCACUUUUCUAUGACAAGUCACUUUUUAAGAAUCAUAUUUUGGGUUUGUUUUGGUUUUUUGGUUUUUUUGUUUUUGUUUUUUGCAUAGACUUUGUGAGUGAUGCAUGCUACAGGAGCUCCACCCCAGAAAAAAAACUUAAAUGGCCUAGGAAUCUGGUGGUUAAUGGUUAAUCCACACUACCUGUUGGAUUGCCAGCUCAAUAUGUCAUCUGAGCUAUGACCCUUGUGGGGAGGGGCAACUGACCAUAUAAUUCUCUAUUCUAGGAAUAGAUCUAAAAUGAGCAUUUUAGCCUUUUUAUAUUUGCAAUCACUACGUACUUCUCCAGGCCAUUGCCUUCUGUUGUGCCAUGAUGUUUCUGCCAACCAAGUCCCUAUGAUGAAAAGGUCAGGGAUGUAUCAUUGCUUUAGGUUAUGGGGAAACUCCAGAAGCGAAGUUAUUUUUCCCCCUAAAAUAUUUGUUUUCACCCAAAUCUGUCCUUUCUCCCUUAGGCUUCUUCUUCCCUUGCUGCCCCCUGCCAAAAAACUCCCAGUGUUUUCUUUUCCUUAUUCUAGAUUUUUUGGUAAGAUAAUAUGGGACAGAAUCAAGACACUUAAAGAAGCCAGUGCUAUCUACUAAUUGGAAGGCUUCCUUUUUCCAAGUGUACUAUUAAGGAAACUGUUCAUUUUGUGAGAUUGUGCCACACACCUACAGAGUUUGGGAGCAAAAGCAGUGCAGGUACCGGGAGUAAUUCACUUGAUCUGACACCAUCAUAAUGGUAGACAUACCAUCAUUUUACAAUUAGGCAUUUAAAAAGACUGUUUGGUAUCCACCUGGCAAGUAGAACUAAUAUUUUAAGAUAUUCUUAAACUGUCUUAUUUUUUUCUUUUUGAGUAAUAAGAGAUUAUUGGGUUUUUAUAUACUUUGGGUUUCAUUUCCCCUAAAAACAACCUUUUUUUCAAGGACUCCAUGUCAAGAAUCAAAAAAAUAUGACCCACCUAAUUUCCCAGUGUUAGCUGUAAACUGUGAGUAUAUGAAAUAUCUUCUUUGGUUGAUGCGGAGAAGGCACUGAUAAAGUGAAAGAAAAGGUUUGUGAGAAUUUAAAGAAGUCAGAGAAAUAUCUGUGCAAAUAUAAAGCACAUCAACUAGACCAUAGGGUUUCUGCAAAGUCAAAAGAAGCGUCUGUACUUUUUUGACACACUAAAUAGCAAUACAAUUCUAAAGAGGUUGAACCAGGACAGGACUCCACUAAAGUGGAAAGCUAUGCCUUAGUGUUAAUCUGAGAAUGUGGAGCCUGGUCUUAAAUUUUUCCAGCAUGGAGGGAAUAGUCUGGCCAUGCCCUCCCUCCAGGAGAAAGAUCCCUUGGGACAGGUGAGGAAAAAAAAUCAGCUUUGUUCAAAAUCCAUUGUCUUCUCAGAUAAGCCCUUAAAAGAAUGUUUUUAUUUUCUGGAAAAAAAUCACUGUGCUAAAAUUCUCCCAAUCCUGAGGAAUCCUGCCAUCUCCUGUACUCUCUGCUACCUUUUAAGCCAAUUAAAUACCUUUCUCUGAGCAUUAUGUCUAUUUGGGUCUAAACACCUCUCAAGGCCGUGGUUUUAUUUUUGUGUUUACAUUCCUUCAUUUUGCAUACUUUUCUUGGUUUAUCCUGUUUUUAGUAUUUAUUUUUUAAGCCAAAUGUUUGUAGUCUUCUUUUCUAUUCAUUUUUAUGACACUAAUUUGUAGAUGUUUAGUAAUCUUAUUAGGAACAACUGGAUUGAAGGCAUUUCCAGGUCAGUUCACUGGCUUGGGAGUUUUUAAAAAUUUAAAUAAAAAGGUUUGCAAUCAACAGAUGGCUUAACUCUGCCAUUUGAAACAUUUUUAUAGAAUAUUUUAAUUGACUCCAUUGUAUGGAAACCAAGUGUGAAUGUUUAGAAACGCACCGUACACCCUUCAUCAUCACCCAGCAAGCUCUCCUACACAAAGACCUUCCCAUCACUGGAGUCACUUACAGUGUUGCUUUCUUUCUCCUCCAGGUAAAGAGACGGAUAAUAUGUUGAACUGAACCCCCAGAUCAGAAGUGUCCACUGGGUACCCCCCAAAAAACAAGGGCAUAUAAGCCUUCCUGUUAUAUGCAAAUUAGUCUAGUGAGGAAGGAUGGGAAGGGGGAAAGUAGGAAGGAUGUGGUUAUUCGAGCUAUUCUUUCCUAUAAUUUCAGAAGCUCUAUAGACACCAGCAGCAAUGUUCAGCUUUUCAGCUCACAGAUCUCUCCUGGUUGAAUGAGACUUUAGCAGUGUGGGCCAGUGGUUAUAUAAAUAAACCAGAGCUCUUGUCCAUACCACCACGUUGGGGAGCCGAACAGCCGAAAGCAAGAUAGGGGGUGAUUUUUAGCUCCUGAAUGGAAACCUGCUUAGCCACUCCCCACCAGAGGGAGCAUAUGUUUGGGACUCCCAGAGUCACCAUCAGCAGACAGAGCUAUCUUGGUUCAGCUUUCCACCGCUGCAAACACACACCCUGGUAGACCAAGCAAUUGAAAAAAAAAAUUGCAUCACUGUGUCAUAAUGGAAAAGUUUCAGUGUUUAGUUUAGAUAUUGCUAACUUGUGCUAUUAACCUUCUGACAAGUGUGUAGUAUGUUUUUUAUUUCAUUCUGUUUUUGUUAAGCCAUUUCAUAGUCCCAAGCUAGCUAAAAGGAAAAACUUUACCCCAUGGGUAGGAUUCUACUGGUAAACCCCAUAAUAAGCACACUAACCCUGACCAUUGCGAAUGGGAAUCUAAACCAAAAAGAAGGAAAAAAAAAAGAAUCUGCACCAAUAUGCUGAAUCAACACUUUCUCCAUUUUUGAUAUUUGCAUGCUCCUAUAUGGACUGGCUGUGGCAAUGUAAUGCCUGUAUAAUGUUUUCAAAUAAAAAUAAGUGCUUUACGAAAGCAAAA
This is a messenger RNA of Monodelphis domestica (gray short-tailed opossum), 5207 nucleotides long. It is a transcript of the gene SLC35F1, whose product is annotated as solute carrier family 35 member F1. Lineage: Eukaryota; Metazoa; Chordata; Mammalia; Didelphimorphia; Didelphidae. The record is from RefSeq and is a predicted model, not a curated record. Gene Ontology annotation, molecular function: transmembrane transporter activity. Gene Ontology annotation, biological process: transmembrane transport. Gene Ontology annotation, cellular component: membrane.